Molecule: messenger RNA, 1038 nt
Organism: Nicotiana attenuata
Lineage: Eukaryota; Viridiplantae; Streptophyta; Magnoliopsida; Solanales; Solanaceae
Exons: 1
Coding region: 1-1038 (345 amino acids)
Source: RefSeq, a predicted model, not a curated record
AUGGCGGUGACCACGCGGAGUGGACGAGGCGGUGAUGUGCAUGCCUCAAGAGAGAAUCAAGUCAUGGUGGAUGAAGAUGAGUUGCCUAAUGAUGAUAUGCCUACGGGGGUUGAUGAUGUGGUGGAACCAAGUGCAAGAAAUAAAGUGCGAAUUGACAUUCAUGAGGUUGAGGAGGAGACACAAGAGAACGUGAACCCGUCUAGGGAACAUGUAAUAGAUAUGCCCGAGCCGGAGGUGCCAAAAGCCAAGGCACCCUUGCCUAGGCCUCCUCCGCCCUACCCUCAACAUUUGGCCAAGCAAAAAGGCGAUAACCAAUUUAAGAAAUUCAUUGAGAUGAUGAAGAGUUUGACUAUCAAUGUGCCUUUGGUGGAGGCACUCGAGCAAAUGCCGGGGUAUGCGAAAUUCAUGAAAGAGUUGGUCACUAAGAAGAGGUCCAUGUAUUUUGAGACAAUACCUAUGACGCAUCAAGUGAGUUCAAUUGUGCAUUCCAUGGCCCCGAGGCAAGAAGAUCCCGGAGUUUUCACUAUCCCAUGCACCAUUGGAAGUGCCAACUUUGCAAAAGCCCUUUGUGACUUAGGGGCAAGUAUAAACUUGAUGCCAUAUUCAGUCUUUAAAACCUUGGGAAUUGGUCAACCACGAGCAACCUCGAUGAGGCUUCAAAUGGCAGACCGGUCAAUGAAGAGACCGUUGGGUAUAAUUGUUGACGUCCUUGUGCGAGUAGAUAAAUUCAUUUUGCCGGCUGAUUUCGUCAUUUUGGAUUGUGAGGUGGAGUUUGAAGUCCCAAUUAUCCUUGGUAGACCUUUCCUAGCUACGGGGAAGGCUUUGGUCGAUGUCGAGGCGGGAGAGAUGACCUUCCGUGUUGGUGAUGAAAAGGUGGUUUUCCCGGUGUGCAAGUCCAUGAAGCAACCUAAUAGCACUGAGGUGUGUUCCUUUGUUGACAUUGUCACGUCAGUGAUAAUGGAUGAUACAAGUUCUAUGAUUAACAUUGAAGAUCCACUUGUGUCCGCACCUCUAGACAGGGAGAUGAAUGAUGAUUAA